AGUUCGUACUUGUCACUUUUUUAUUGGUGGCUACACGGAAGCAAAAACAAAAAAAGAAAAAAACAGGAAAUGUAGAAAUCUUCCCGUCCAUUGACUGUAUCUCCUUCCCCCGAACCAGAACAAAAACGAAAAACAAUUUCUCUCCAUUCGAAGGGGGAGUGAAGUCGCCCAAAAAUGGCGAUAUCUCUAAACCACACUUUCUGUCUCCUCCUCUUAACAACUCUCGUCUCCCUCUUUAUCUCCCUCACCACCAGCACUACCGACUCUGAAGAGCUCAUCUCUGAACUCCUCUCCCUCCAAUCCCAAUCUAAAUCAGGCGUGAUUCACCUUGAUGACCACACUGUAUCUCGUUUCCUAACUUCCACCAAAACACCACGCCCCUACUCGCUUCUCAUCUUCUUCGACGCCAAACAGCUCCAUGACAAGCCCGAGCUCCACCUCGAAGACCUCCACCGCGAGUUCUCUCUCCUCGCCUCUUCCUUCAUCGCCAACAAUCCUGAAAAAUCCUCCACAUCCUACGGAAAACUCUUCUUCUGCCACAUCGAGUUCAAGGAAUCUCAAUCCUCCUUUUCUCUUUUCGGCGUGAAUUCCCUCCCGCACAUCCGUCUCGUUGGCCCCAAUGUGAAGAACCCUAAAGAAUCUGACGCCAUGGAUCAGGGCGAUUUCUCUAGAAUGGCUGAAUCCAUGUCCGAUUUCAUCGAGACCAGGACCAAACUAUCGGUGGGACCCAUACAACGUCCCCCUAUUGUCUCCAAAAAUCAAAUUGCUUUUCUAAUCGUCGUUUUACUAAUCUGGACGCCGUUUAUGAUCAAGAAGUUGUUGACCGGUGGCACAUUGCUUCACGAUCGGAAAAUAUGGCUUGGAGGGGCUGUGUUUGUAUACUUCUUCAGCGUUUCCGGUGCGAUGCACAAUAUAAUUCGUAAAAUGCCCAUGUUUUUGGCUGACCGGAAUGACCCCAGCAAGCUGAUUUUCUUUUACCAGGGGUCCGGGAUGCAGCUUGGAGCAGAGGGGUUUGCCAUUGGUUUCUUAUACACCAUUGUUGGUCUAUUGUUAGCGUUUGUAACUCAUGUGCUUGUAAUGGUUAAGAAUGUGACUGCACAGAGAUUUAUUAUGGUCGUUUCACUAGUGGUUUCAUUCUGGGCUGUGAAUAAGGUUAUCUAUCUGGAUAAUUGGAAGACUGGCUAUGGUGUUCAUACUUUCUGGCCUUCGAGUUGGAGAUGAGACUGCAGUUCUGCUUUCGAGAAGUGAAAGGUGAUCACUUUUUUUUCAUUAUUGAACUAUAUUUGUGUAAGACUUCAUAUUGCAAUGUACUAGUUUACCUAGACUAGAUGGCUGCAGUUGAAUUUCAGCUUGUUUACUGCUUCACAAAUACUUAAACUUUUUAUGCUAAAAGAUUUUGUCUUGGUUAUUGCUCUUUUUUCA
This is a messenger RNA of Jatropha curcas, 1422 nucleotides long. RefSeq names its product Oligosaccharyltransferase complex/magnesium transporter family protein. Lineage: Eukaryota; Viridiplantae; Streptophyta; Magnoliopsida; Malpighiales; Euphorbiaceae. Gene Ontology annotation, cellular component: oligosaccharyltransferase complex. The record is from RefSeq and is a predicted model, not a curated record.